Desarmillaria tabescens is the source of this 1002-nucleotide messenger RNA. RefSeq names its product glycoside hydrolase family 16 protein. Bases 1 to 1002 code for a protein of 333 amino acids. The transcript is spliced from 6 exons. Gene Ontology annotation, molecular function: hydrolase activity, hydrolyzing O-glycosyl compounds. NCBI's taxonomy places the organism in Eukaryota, Fungi, Basidiomycota, Agaricomycetes, Agaricales, Physalacriaceae. The record is from RefSeq and is a predicted model, not a curated record. Gene Ontology annotation, biological process: glucan catabolic process.
AUGCAUUCCUUCGCCGCGCUCUUCAUUCUCGCUUUGCCAGUUUUUGCCAGCGCCCUUGGGCAUGACCGUGUAUCGCGCCGACACCGCAGGAAUCCCAAUCGCGCUGCAUCAGCACCCCACGUUCGCAAAGCUACUUAUACUUUGAAGGACAUGUAUCAGGGGCAAUCAUUUCUAGACGAAUGGGACUUUUUUUCGGCGUCCGAUCCGACUAACGGCCUCGUUGAUUAUCAGACCAAGGAGGACGCUACGUCCAAAGGCCUUGCCUAUGUUCAGGAUGACGGUACCACCAUCCUUAAGGUUGACAAUACUACCACUUUAGAGUCAGGCCAAAACCGGGCAUCAGUUCGUAUCAGCUCGAAGACUCAGUACAGCAGUGGCCUUUUCAUUGCGGACAUCUAUUCCAUGCCGCACGGAUGUAGUGUAUGGCCCGCUUACUGGUCUGUUGGUCCUGAUUGGCCUAACGCUGGCGAAAUCGAUGUCAUUGAGGGCGUCAAUCAGCAGGAUCUUAACCAAUACACCCUUCACACCGGUAGUGGCUGUUCUUUGACCAGCACGAAAGUCGCCUCUGGCAGGGUAUUGGGUACAACGUGCACUUCCAGUAACGGGGAUAACUCCGGCUGUGCGUUCCAAGAAACUGAUACCCGCUCCUUUGGCCACAACUUCAAUCUUGCUGCGGGAGGCGUCUACGCACAUCUCCUUGCGGAUGAGGGCAUCUCCAUCUGGUUCUUUUCUCGCGACGAGAUACCCGCCGACAUCACGUCUCAGUCGCCGGAUCCAUCAUCUUGGUCGACCCCUAGCGCCUUCUUCCCCUCCACAUCAUGUAGUAUCUCUGAUCACUUCUACGAUCACAGCCUCACCAUUGAUACCACACUUUGCGGAGACUGGGCCGGUGCUGCCUACGGUGGAUCUUGUCCCGGAACAUGUGCGGACGCAGUUGCGGAUCCUACCAACUUCGAUUACGCCCAGUGGGCCCUCAACUACAUUGCUGUUUAUCAGUCAUAA